AUGGACGAACCUCAACUAACACAAAACUCUGAAAACACACUUGAAACAGGUGUUGUAACUACAGCGACCUUAACAGAACAUGAUCUUUACACGCAAUCAGCCCCUGAUACGAGUGGGCAGGAAAUUUUGUUAUCCUUCUUAUCAGACUCCUUACCAUCUCAACGAGAUUUAGUGAAUAAUGACUGGUGUAAAGAUUAUCUAAAUCGACUUACUUCAUUAUCCUUAGAGUCACUUAAACAUGAACCGUUACUAGUCGAAGAUGAACAAUCGAAAAUACAAAAAGAGUUAGCUGAACUUUCUUUUCGGGAAUACAAGUCUUGCAUUCACGCUAAUACGUGCUCUGCUGAAAUUAAUUCCUCUCUCGAUAGCCUAAAUUUACAUUUAUCAACAUUAACAUCAACAAUUCCAUUAUUAGAAAAUUCAUGUACAUCUUUUUUACAGAAAACAAACCAAAUUAUUCAACAGCGUGGCAAGAUCAAUACAAUUUUAGAGUGUCAUGAUAAUUUACUGGAAGUUUUAGAAAUUCCACAAUUAAUGGAUACAUGUGUUCGAAAUGGUCUUUAUUCUGAAGCAAUGGAUUUAUCUUCUCACGUUGCGAGACUAGUCUCAAGAUAUUCUACAAUUCCAUUAAUCCAAAGUAUUGAACGAGAUGUGAAACAGACGAUGCAACUCAUGUUAUCAAAGUUAAUAACUCUUUUGAGUCAACCAAUUAAAUUACCAAAUUGUCUAAAAGUAAUUGGUUAUCUGAGACGUAUGGAGGCAUUUGAUGAGGCUGAGUUGAGACUAGUAUUUUUGCUUUCUAGAGAUGCUUAUUUACGAUCAUUAAUCCGUACAAUUGAUAAAGAAAAAAAAAGAUCCUGUGGUGGUUUAGCAUCAACUCCUAUAUAUUCUUCAUUAAUAAUGCCUCCCACACCAUCAUCACCUUGGGUGUCUUCGCUGUCGGACAUUAGUACUAAUUCUUUGGGUAGGCGUACGAUGACUGCUGCAUCUGCCAUUUCUGAUUAUACCAUCCAUAUUCUUGGACAAUUAACUUCAGUUCUUGCGGAAUUUACUCCUUUAAUUUCUGACACUUCAUCGCUUUCAUCUAUAUUAACACAACUUAUGUACUGUGGAAUGUCUCUUGGGAGAGUUGGCGUUGAUUUUCGACAUCUUGUUACUGGUUAUUUUGAAACAGCUGUUGAACGGAUAGUAAAAAAGGUGAUUACUGAUGGAACACAAGAAUUUUGUGACGACUUGAAACAGGCUACUAAAAAUGUUGACCUACCUAAUACAUGGAUGAUUG
Molecule: messenger RNA, 1282 nt
Organism: Dentiscutata heterogama
Lineage: Eukaryota; Fungi; Glomeromycota; Glomeromycetes; Diversisporales; Gigasporaceae
Source: the annotation of a GenBank genome assembly